AUGAUUCUGACGGAGUUGCUGAGGCUAAAAGAAUCCAAAUCACCAGGUCCCGAUGAGAUUCCGGCGAAGAUUUUGAAGGAACUCGCCGGUGAGUUGUCUAAGCCACUCUCAAUGCUUUUCCAUACAUCCUUCGAGACCGGAUAUCUGCCACCCGACUGGAAGUCGGCGUGGAUUACGCCGCUGUACAAGGGCGGAAGUCGGGUCUCUGCGAACAAUUACAGACCGGUCAGCCUCACCUCCAUUUGCUGUAAGAUUAUGGAGAAGAUAAUAAAGCAGCAACUAAUGCAGUUCCUUGAACAAAACCAUUUGCUUUCCGAUUCUCAGCAUGGAUUCCGAAAAGGCAGAUCCUGUGUGACAAACCUGCUCUACUGUCUGGAACACUGGACUAGGGCUGUUGAUAGAAGAGAUAUGGUGCAUGCCAUCUAUAUCGACUUUAAAAAGGCCUUCGAUAGUGUGCCUCACCACCGCCUUCUAUACAAACUGAGCCGUGCAGGAGUGCGAGGUAAGCUUCUGAUGUGGAUUCGGAGCUUUUUAAUCGGCCGCUCUCAAGCCGUCCACGUCGGUGACCAACAAUCUGCCGAGGUUGCCGUUAAGAGUGGUGUUCCCCAAGGCUCUGUUCUUGGCCCUACACUGUUCCUCGUAUACGUCAAUGACUGCGCAAACGAACUGAAUUGCGAUGUCGCAAUGUUUGCCGAUGACAUAAAGAUCUGGACUACCAUACGAAACGAAGUUGACGAGGCGCGACUGCAGACAAGUCUGGACCACCUCGAGCAAUGGUCGAAAGACUGGCUUCUACCGUUCAACGUAAACAAGUGUACUUUCCUACGCGUCGGCAGAACCAGUUAUCCUAACCACACGGUCUACCGUCUGACUGGCAAACCACUGCAAGAAGUCGACGCCCAGAAGGACUUGGGUGUAUGGAUCACAACCUCGCUUAAGCCUUCGCUGCAAUGCUCAAAGGUGGCCAAGUCGGCGAUGUCCAUGCUAUACCUUGUCAAACGGGCGUUCUCCUCCUUUGAUGAAGACUGCUUUGCCAAGGUCUUUCAAACUUUUGUGCGACCGCAUCUGGAGUUUGCUAUCCAAGCAUGGCGACCCUGGACCGCUAAAGACUUGGGCAUACUCGAAAAAGUUCAACGGCGAGCAACGAAACUUGUAUCUGGGCAGUGGUCACUACCCUACGAAACGCGAUUAGCUAAUCUUGACCUCUUUCCUUUGAGUUACAGACAGCUACGUGGGGACCUGAAACAAGCUUUCCGCAUCGUGCGCAAUCAGGGCUGCUGCCUCGCGUUUGGAGACUUCUUCGAGUUGGCGACUACGACUAACCUGAGAGGCCAUCCACUCAAACUGCGUGUGGCUGGCGCCCGGCUAGACACCCGAAAGUUCUUCUUCUCAAACAGAGUUGUUGCAGCUUGGAAUGCCUUGCCUGAGGAUGUUGUUAUGUCAGGCUCGGUAGAUACUUUUAAAUGGAGACUAGAUCAGCAUUGUAUCGCGCACCAGAAUAACGCCGGACUACGGCCACCCUGACAGCCGACGCGGACAAUUUAGUGUUAUAACGAUGCUACUACCAACAUUUAAGUAAUAUAUGUUUAUGUUAUUUAUUAAGCACGGGCCGCGUCGCACACCGCUGUUCGCAUUCACCACGUUGCCUGUAGACUAAACAAUUUUACUUCUUUUCCCGUGUCUUAAGUGUGCCUCAACUGUCCGCUGUAUUUUGACCAACAAAGCAAGUUAAUGUGCCUCUAAACUCUGUUAAAGCAUGACAUUCUGUGUUCAUCUGUACAGUUUUUGCUAUUCCCCUCGCAUUUCUUUUAUGUUACUUCCUUUCCAUUUCCUCCAUAUAUAUCCUCUGCAUGUAACCAAUAGGGAUUUCAAAGGUACACACCUACUUUCCCUGAAAUAUACUGAUACUGAUACUGAGGACCAAGCAAAUCCUAGUUUAUUUUGUGGUGCACUUACAAGCAUACUAUUUCAGACAGACACGCUGGUAGUAUGCGGCAUUCCACAUUAAACGUGGUGGUUUCGUAAGUAUGUAAUUUGUCUAGCGGAUUCGGAAAUGGAACUGAGCUUUAGCAGCAACAAAACCCGUAGUCGAGACACGUUAGGGGCCGCGAAAACCCGGGGAACCUGUCGUACAAGCGUGGUGAGCAGCGUCGAGCGGUGGAAUUGAGACGACGAAUUGGCGACGUAUGAGGCCAAGCUAUAUGGCAUUAAGCUGCCGAAAUGGACUAUCUGGGCAGAGUCUAGGACGGCAUGUUAUCGGAAGACGUUAGACGAUGGGAUGGCACUGACGAUGAGCGUGGUGGUCUGGGACCUCUACGGUACCUCUAACCUGUUGAUCUCCGCUCGGUCGCGUCUCAUGUCUUUAAAACAUGAUUAAUAAUGCCGGCACCAGACGUAAUGCACACAUAGACGAGCCCUUUAAUUCUGUCAACAACUGCGUCCUGGUGCCCCUUUGGUCGGGUCCGAUGGACGAGUGAGGAGAGAUGAGAGCAGGUGCUUCGCAAUUCUGAUAUAACGGACUUAUCCUCAAUCUCUACCGCACACGGUAAAUAUCGUCCAACGGAGCACCGGAGUCUUUGUAGCAUAAAGUGGUCCACAGGCAAGGACCACAUUUCGGUGCUGUGUUUUGGAUGUGUUUGCCUUCCUCUUUGGUCUCGAUGCCAGCUUGUGUUAGUAACUUUGCAGAUCCAGAUUUCCAGUAGGUGUGCUUACUCAGGAAGUUUUGACUGAGAUUUUGGGAUUGCGUUUUAUACUCAAAUAAAUACUGCAGUAGGAUUGUGAUAUCGAUCACCGCGCAACAUUUUCCAAUAAGAAUUCGUUUCACAUAUCGUGUCUUCGAGAGAAGAAUAUAAUGCGGUUACAAAAAUAGUUUCUAAAUAUGAUAUAUUUAAAACCGUGAAACGUUCGUUCAUGAUACGUGGUGUCUUUUUAUUCACUAAUGUAGCUUUUAAAGUUUCUAACCUGGCUCAAAUCCACUGAUGAAUUUUAUGAACACUUAUGCCUUCUGCUCCUGAUAACGUAUAGAAAUAUAGUUGUACGCAUACGACAUGUAUAAAAGUUGUAUUCUGCAAACCCUGAAUGCAAUCGUAACGGCAAAUCGAGUUCACAUUUCUCCGAGGAUUGAUGAGGUUUCUCAAAACCGAAUGACACCCUCAAUUGAAGUAUACAUUUUUAAGUAGACGUACUAUUAUAAAUUAUUUCUAACCCAAUACGUAAAAGAAUAAACAUUAUUUGCAUGUUAUUCAAAAAUAAAUUUGCAUUUAAAAUUACAUUGAAAAUCAAUGAGAGAAUGUCAUAUUACAUGCGUAGUCCUUUUCUAAAGAGUGCAACAUUUGCAGGUGGACAAGAAAAAAUUCUUUGAAAUGUUGGCAAUUUAUAUUGGACUAUUCUGCACGGCGGUUAAUAUUACAGACUCGCUUAUGUCACCAUUUGCAGUCGAAAAGACAUUUCAGAAUAUCGGUUAACAUUUCAUGAGCUAGCACAACUACUGCAGGGGAUUAUUCCGAAUGCGAGUUCUUCCGAGAACCGAACUACAGAGAUAAGCAGCGGAUGAAGAAAACCGUCUAAAUCAUCUUGGUGUGGGCUGAGUUCAGCACCUACUAAUCGCAAAUGAGUAAUUUUAUUGUCACUAUAUACUUCUUUCUCCUACUCUCAUCCAUCGUUGUUAGCUCUCCUCCUCUUUGCUCGUCGUUGCUGUUGGCUGAUCAAUGACUUUCGCUGUCUAUGGAAAUUCUGGCAAGGUUUUCUCUGCAGGCGAUAUAGCGACGUAGGCGGCUGUUCCAAGCGAUGUGCCGACGGGUCGUAUGUUUCCUCGAGGUGAUCAGACUCAUACUCAUUACCAUAAAUACUGCGUCUUCAUUGCCAGUAUGAUGUUGUAAAACUGAAUAAGACCUGAUCUGUAAAAUGCCUGAACUUGCAGGCGGUUCACCAUUUCGGCAAAUUCAUCAACAAUUAUCAGAUGCAAGUUUACAGUAGCUGGGCUAACUCAUGAAAUGUCACCCGAAACUCCCAAAUACCAUUUCCUUUUGAAAAAAUUAAGUUGGCCGGGUUGUAAAAUAAAUCAUCAUACAGCAUAAUUCUGUACUAAUUCAGUUACCCCAGGACGGCAGCUUUCGAAAAAAAACUUCCUUUCAGCUGCAUUUCAAAACCAUACUCCAAGAAAAAUGGACAUAUAUAAAGCACAUUAAUAGCAAACUUUCUGCAUUUUGAAUGUCCUUAAAGAUUCAAUUAUUUUCAUGGAAUACAUGCCCAUUUUUAACAAAACGCGUCCAUUUCAGGUACUCAUGAGGCCGCCAUUUUCGGAGAAAGGAUUUGCCGUCAAGAAAGAGGCUGAAAUGUGUGAAACGCACAUUUGCCCCACUAAAAACAAUAACGUGCAAGUUUCAAAUGUUGGUUGUUAUAUCUUUAGGUGGAACAAUCAAAGAACGGCCUUCAAAAUUAAUGGCACUAUUCUUCUACUAGUCGAAGCAUCGCCGCCUAAUUUAAUACGUCACCCACCAGACCCAUUCAAUAUCUGAGAUUUCAGGUGUGUAGAUAUUGUUGCCGAGCUACAAAUCAGUGCAUAAACAGUUCGUGGAUAUUGAUUGUGUGUGGUAGACUAUGAAGGAUACAGGUCGAUUAUUUUUUCCAUCAAUAUGCGAGCUGUUCAGCUUCUGUCGCCUUCCCUCCUGGACUCGCUGGUGCUAUGAAUGCAGUAGGACUGGAGGAAGGUGGGGGGUCGCUAGUGUGUAGCGGUUGCCAGAAUUAAAGAGCCCGUCUCGUGUGUCACACACCAGGUACGCCUGCGCACACUACGAAUCAUGUUCCCAUAGACAUCAGGGGCGACUGCGCGGAUAUCAACGGAGACGAGGUAGCUUAAGUGAGAGCCAUUGCAACCUGACUGUCUGCCUGCGCUGGGUGGAACACUGUACCUGUCAUCUGACAUCAUUCGAAGCCGUCGUCGUGAUAUUUUUGAACUUGCCAGAAUUUUUCUCAUGUGAUAUGCGCUGGGAGGGCAGUGAGCGUGCAUUCUUGCACACAUUCUCCUCCCUCUCACGGUUGGUCGAGUUCAAAAUUCUACAAGGACUGGUGACGUUUCUCAAAACCGAAUUAUAUCCUCAAUUGAAGUAUAAAUUUCAAAUUAGGCCAUAUAUUGCAAUAGUAGUCAACUAUCGCCCUGAUUGUGAGCCCUCCGCAGGUACCUUUUUAAUUCACGAAGGCAAAAUCUGUACAAAAUGACUAUUUACGUAGUCUGCCCUUUUUUGUGGUUGGUUUUCGAUGCCCUUUCAUAAUAUACUAUAUUUCCCGAAAACGUACAUCAAAAUAGUCAUUUGUUUUUUCAUUCGUAGCAAAUUACAUCUGUUAUACUCGAAGGAAGAGUUUAAUUCGGUUUUAACAACUUGUCUACUUCACGAAUAAUUUUGAUAUCGACCUGCCCUAAACUUGCAUUUAGGGUUUCCGAACUACAAGCCGAAUGUUUUCCCUGAACAGAGAUCUAUAUAUAUCUCCACUAUAUUAUUACGAGAUCAAAUGCGUUUCACAAUAUUAAGCAGUAUAUAAGCCAUAUUGUUAACAUUACAAGCCAAAUUGGUAAAGGCAGACACAUGACGUUUUAUAAACGGCAUUAAAAAAUCUCAUAAUUAGAUACUUAUAUAUAAAAAAGUAUACGCCUGCUUCGAGUACACAAAUGAAAGUCGACAUAUUUUUUUUCUAAAUGAGCAAAAUAAUGAAUAGAUUUAUACAUGCUUUCAUGAGAUAUACUUGAAUCAUUAAGGGCGUCGAAAAGCGAUGACAAAAUCAUGCUUAUGGGGUAUGGUCCUUGCUCGCAAACGAAAACAAUUUCUAUAAAUGCCGGCGUCCUGAGUAACUUUAUUAUUAUAGAAUUAUGCCGCACGAUGAUUCGUUUUACAAUACCGUUUCAUUUUGUCUUUUCGAAACGGAAACGCAUUUGGGACUUUCGGUUGACAUUUCAUGAGCUAGACCACCUACUGUACUCUCUACUAUGGGGGCUGCCGGGAUAUGCACGUCAAUUAUCUGGCAUGGCUAACUGAUUUUCAGUAGUUCUAAAUGGGGCCUGUCACGGUGAGUUAGAGUGUAUUUCAACACGGCAAAUCUGAUCCGCGAGAUACAGUCAUGACCGGACAUUCAGAUUGACUCUUUGUCAUUGCUGUCCGGCCAUCAAUUGAAUUUCGGACCUCGGACGAAAACUCAGUCAGUCGAUUUAUCUAUCGGACACUGGCGUAAUGUGUUUUGCUCAGUCACCUCCAGGGGUAUAUCAACGGUCAAUGAUUCGUCCGGACCUCCAAUGAGUGUCGGUCGUUAUUUUGUCCAUUCUGUCUCUUACCAUGGGCUCCUACACGAUGUUCAAAGCCCAGAACAAUAAACAAGCUGGCUCGGCUAGACUUCCUUUGUGAUUAUGCACUGCUCUUUAUCAACUUAAUGCACAUAUGCUCAUCUCAAGCCUUCUCAUGACUGUUAGUUGUAGGAUAAAUAUUGGCAGCAGCAUUUGUCCCAUACUUAGCCUGCGCAUGCACUGUCCACAUACUCUCACGAAACAGACCUCCUUCUUUAUCAAAACUGCAAUUUUCGCUGAAAAACCUAAGGUACAGCAUACAAAUUCCUUAUUAAUUCAGAAACAAGCGCAUCCUUUGAGAUAAAACAUUCGGACCAUCGAUUGUGCUUAUGUAAUCAUUAAGGCACUCCAGGUUGAGUCAGUUUUAGACUGGUUCUUCCAUUCGUCACCUAUUUCUGCAUUCACAAAAUCGGCUAUUGUAAUCGUACACAUCUGGAAUCACCACUAAUGGCGUAAGUUCGGCGUAACCGCCUGCCUCGGCUGCCGUGCCAGGAUCGUCGAAAUUCUGGCAAUUCGACGUCACUUAAACGAGCUGGCAUCAGGGCCAAAAUAGACAAAUCACACGCAUUUCAUCAAAGGAGACGGUGAGUCGCUGCGAAGGCACAUACGGCUGUGGAGGAGUCUCCGCUAGAACGAUCCAAGUGUACUGCUGACACAGGUUUCGCAGUUAGAAAUCCUAGUGAUAAUCAACGAAUAAAUGACUGCUACAUCAAAUGUGAUUCAAAAAGUAUUUUUUGCUGCCAUGCGCAAGAUGUCCCCAUAUGAGGCAGGUAUGGAUGCUGGAAAAGUGAGUAUGCGUGGCUUCUCUGUAUGUCCGCAGUAAGCCGUGGUUUAGUAAGUAACCGCCGAACUGGGCAUUUUGUGUGUGAAGCCGAAAGGGUAAGCUGGUUUACGAGGUAACAUGAUAGGACUGAGUUAUCUGGUCCCCCUAAAGUGGGCACGGCAAUUGCAACGCCCCGCCCGAUUAAUAAAGAUUGACCUCCGCAUAAUUCCGGAACGAGUUAAAUUAUCCCCUUUUCAUAAUAAUGACUCGCACAUAUAACUAAACCGUUGCUAUAAUCUUGACUCUUACGCUACUCCAUAUACUUACAUCAACAGUUAUCUGGUCCCCCUAAAAUGGAAAUUGGAAUUGAAACACCUCGCCCGAUUAAUAAAGCUUGCCAUCCGCAUAAUUCCGGAAAGAGCUAACUUAUUCCUUUACCCAAAAACGACGCGCACAAUAAACUUACCGUUGCUAUAAUCUUGACUCAUAAUCUACCCCAUAAACUUAAAUCUACGGUUAACAGAUGCUCCUACUCUAGCCCUAAACUUGAUAUAGACUCACCCGCCAUGCACUUUAAAAUUUGUCUCAAACAUAAUCCUUAACCUAAUUUUAACCAUAAUAUUAAACCUAACUCUAAUCUAAUCUACUCUAAGUCCUUCCCGAACCAUCUAAAAACUUGCUGAUAACAAUUGGCUGUUGGGAUUUUUAAAAACCAAACACAAUAGCACGACAAAUAUAUAUUGCUCGAAUGAGAACUCCUUUUACACAUUAGGAGGGGUGGAUGCUGGGUUAGAUUUUGGUGUCAGAUAUAGGGGGUUAUGAUUAGAAGAAAGGAUUAAUGGUUAGGGUGUGGAGGUCAAGGAUGUGAUUUAGGAGUUAGGUUAAGGGGUUAUAGAAAGAAGUUUGGAUAAGAGGAUAGGGCAUUCACAAUAGCUUUUCUUUUGCAUUCAAAUAUUUGUUAAAUCUGCCGAAAUGGUGGACUGUUUUUGAUUCAGGUAGUAUUUACGCGCACACAGCCAAUGGACUUCAUUCAAGAUGCAGUGCCCGCCCUGUGGGCAAUGAAGUUGGGGAACCGCGAAUAAACUAGCGUACACUUGUGCACAGCUCCGCAAUGGGGGACUCAAAAUCAAUGUUUGGGAUGAUCUGUGAGAACCUAGUUCUAAAAGCUGUUUUUGUGUUUUUUUCAAUCUUUAUCCAGCAGGACUCAAUUGAGCUCACAGGCAAAGCGGCGCCGAAAGAAAGACAACAUAUUGAUCGACCUUAAACUUUUCAUUCAAAAUUUUCAGCAGUUCGGCCCCGGCAUUUCGACGGUGAGGGAUAUAGAACAACUUAACCAGAUCAAACAAGGCUCCACCUCAGAAACCAUGCUAAAUUUAUGAGCACAGGAAAACCAGAGAAUGUCACUAAUAUAAGGCCUGGGGGUUUUGUUGCUUCUCAGUCUGUUUUUCAUAUGGUCCAUACUUUGCGACUUAUUCUUACAGGAUCACCCGCUAUACCACCUGCGAGGUCCAGGUAUUUAGGCCUCACUUUCAAAAGUCUCCGUGGCUUUACUGAUUAAUUUUUUGCUGCUCAGUGCACAUGUCAACAGUCCUCCGCCGUGAGUGCGACAGUCGACCCAGCAGUAGGUCAUUAAACACAACGAGCAUAAAUCCGCAGCUGCAAGACUCCUUCCUUAAUGACGGCCGUUCAAUCACGCUAAUUGGAAAGUAAUGUGUUGUUGAAUGAGCUACCGAAGCUCUGCGACAUAGAUGAACUAACGAUUAUAGUCGUACAUCUAAAAAUUACCGACAAAUGAUAUAUUUGAAUGGGCUGUAAUGUAGUGGGCGGUAGUAAGAAAGAAGACUGCCAGGUUGUCAUUGGACAAACUGCAAAGACCAGUGAUCACUCUGUCGUGUAUUUUCCGACUGAGACGUGAUUAAGCCAAUCGUGAAAUCCCAACUGCCGCGAUCAGUGAAUCCGAUGCGGCCGAUAUAUUAGCCAAUGCAAUCCACGUUAUUAUCAGACUCUCUAAAAUGCUUUACUCGGUGGUGCCUUCAAGCGCAAUCUGCUGGUGUUAUGGAAAUCAACUGCUAGAGAUUCCUUUGUGUUAGAAUUUCAUUCUAUGCUGUGCCUUUCCAUAGCGCGGAUAACGGCCAGCUGACUCCGGAUUUCCCUGCUCAUUCCGAAUCAUUACCAAAAGCGGGCAACUACUUACAAAUGUCUUGAUUAUUUCUUAAACCAGUCAAUUCAUGAAUAACAACGCAUAAUCUGCAAUAAUAUGCUGGUAUUCAAAGGGUGAUGUCAUGUGAAUUUGCUGAUCUUGUCAGUUGAUGGUCAGACGCAGAUAAGAACAGGGCACUAUGUGAUAGGCUUUCUGGCAAAGAAUUUCAGUUCUGCUACCAAGGGAAAAGCUCUGCGAGGGAUGCGUGAACGGUGGAUGUGCAUCUUCGGCGGAGGGCGUAUUCGAAGUCCCAACUUUGCAGUGAUGAUACCCACAAAAACGUCUUCAACGGGGAAUAAUCUCGUGAAGGCUGCAGCGAUAGAGAAUUUAGAAAUCAGAUCUGCGCCGAUGAUAUAGCAGGGACCUGCUGCGUAUUGGGGAUAUUUUGGGAAAGGGAAUGCCUUCCGCUCUGUCAUCCACUUAGAAUCAUUUGAACGCCUCACCGAGCUUCUGGCCUUAAUGUUGCCGAAGAUACCUCGGCGGACUCCCGAAAAGAGAAGGUUUGAGAAGAAUCGGCACAGUUUUUCAGGUAUUCAAUCGAAUCGCACAUCCAAGGUCAACUGUUGGGUGGAGUUGAUUUAGACAUUGCUUGCGUUCGAAUCAUGAUAUCUGCGCAGUUACCUGGUCAGAAUGCUCAUCAUUGUCGGUGAGUGUUUGGUUCAAUUUAACAGUUUAAAAUCGAUCAUGGGAUGAGGAGUUCUGGUACGCAGUAGCAGGCGUGCUGGUUUGUCCGUCAUAAGCUCGAGGUCAACGCAUUUGUGUAUAACUUUUUCAUACUACUGUCUACGUCCCAGUGGCAUUUGGGUUGAUGUCGAUCGAAAAUGACAUAGUGGGCAGUGAUUGUCAACUUCAUCUGCACUCAGUUUAGCCAUGCUCGCUUUGCGUACAUUGCCGCAAUCGCACGAUUUGUUUACUUUAGUUGCGAAAUAACCUCUAAAAAAGCGUACCUGUAAGCAUACACUAACAAAAAUAUCUAAGGCUUGCUAACCUGAGUUGACGGUUUAAGCACAGCACAAUCACACAUUUUGACUGUGUAUAUUGUCAUGAGCGAUUUAACGAUAUCUGGUCAUCCGACAUCCUUUGCAUUUUCAGAAACCAAUCAACAACCCCAACAUCUCCAUUGUCUACAGCAGCAAAUCCCUUUGUGAUUCAGGAACCGCCAAUUCCCACUGGACAAUGAUGAUCGUGAAGAGCGCCGUCACAAACUACGUCAGGCGCCGUCAGUUGCACGAAGUCAUUCGGCGACAGGCUGCCAAACUCGGAGUCAAGGUGGGGGUCCUCUUCAGUCUUGGCCUUCCCACAAACGGUCAAAUACCCCCCAAACUCUUCAAAGAAGUCGCGCAAUUCAAUGACAUCCUGCUAACCAGCUACACCGACAUCUACCGCAAUCUCACCCUCAAGACGGUCUCCAAUCUGCGCUUUGUUCCCCACCACUGUCAACAGAACAGUCUUUUCUUUGUCUUCAUUGAUUAUAAUUAUGGAAUCAAUCUGAAACAGUUGCGUCAAUUCUUCUCAAAUGUGUCACUCGUGGAAGUCCGCAGAAGCGUCUUCGGUUUUAUUAACUAUAACAAACGGGUGAUCCGUGAUGCUGAACAUAAAUGGUUCACCUCGACGUCGGACUACCCGUUUCCACAUUAUCCUAAUUACCCCAUGGGUUAUUGCUAUAUCAUCGGCGCCGAUAUCAUACAAAAUUUCUCGAUCGCUGCUGCCUUCACGCGCCUCAUGACCAAUGAGGACGUCUACGUGGGCAUGAUGUUUAUGAAGCUGGGUGACCCUAUUCAGCCCCUACCCAAUGUGUGCAUCCACCGUUCGAACUUUCCUCGAAACCUUUCCCCCUUGGUAGAAGAUAUGAAAUUUCUUGUCAGAGUUUUGUCCUCUUUUUUGGGGAGGUAA
Messenger RNA from Spirometra erinaceieuropaei, 11187 nucleotides. NCBI's taxonomy places the organism in Eukaryota, Metazoa, Platyhelminthes, Cestoda, Diphyllobothriidea, Diphyllobothriidae. The record is from the annotation of a GenBank genome assembly.